Rotaria sordida is the source of this 726-nucleotide messenger RNA. The record is from the annotation of a GenBank genome assembly. Lineage: Eukaryota; Metazoa; Rotifera; Eurotatoria; Philodinida; Philodinidae.
AUGUUUUUUUUAAUAUACAUUUUAUUUUUUACUUUAACAUAUGGACAUAAAUGUUCAUUUAAAAAUUCAACAAAAUAUCAACAUACAUAUUUAUGUCAAGAAAAAUUAAAUACAACAUCAAUACGUAUAUGGUUACAUAUGAAAUUCAAUAAAAGUGAACAUGAACAAAAUUUCUUUUUAUAUUAUACAUUUACAUUAAGAGUAAUAGAUCUUACACAGAAACAUAAAACACAUUUAAAAGAUCACUUUGAAAAACAAAUAAGUGAUUAUGUUAAAAUAAAUUUCAAUGAAAAAGAAAAUAAUACAAUUAAUAUUCAUAAUUUACCACCAGGCCGUUAUGAAAUAUGUGUUAAUUUUUUAAAUAAUAAAACUAAAAAUUUUUAUUAUCGUUCAUCAACUAGUUGUUUAUAUGUAUCAUGGAAUGUGCCUGAAUAUGAACAUAAUCAAGCACAUCUUAUGCAAAUGUUACUUAUUAUUAGUAUUAUUAUUUUAUUAGCAACAAUCGUUUUUUUUAUAUAUGCUUUACAUCAAUAUUUUGCACCAGAAAUACUUCCAGUUGUUGUGGAUCAUAUGGAUGAAAAAGAUGAAGUUUCGGAUAAUAGUGAACGCGCUAAAUUACUUAUUCAUAAACAUUUUGUACAAGAUGUUAACCCAUUUGCAUCAUCAGUUCGAAAACGUAUUCAUCAACGUUAUGCUCAUCGAUCACCUGAUCCGAAUGAUACGUAA